Molecule: messenger RNA, 1980 nt
Organism: Penicillium soppii
Lineage: Eukaryota; Fungi; Ascomycota; Eurotiomycetes; Eurotiales; Aspergillaceae
Product: DUF3405 domain-containing protein
Exons: 4
Coding region: 1-1980 (659 amino acids)
Source: RefSeq, a predicted model, not a curated record
AUGGCUCCAGGCACAUACUACUGGAAAGCGACGUUGGGCGUAUUAGAUGGUGUUCAUCAGUUGAUGGCGAAGAUAGGUUUGAUAGACCCUCUCGCAAUGGUAUUCAAAGCCGGGUCAGAGAUAGGAGUGCUGAAACGCAAUAUGAUUCUGAUCGCAUGCUGCUUUAUCUUUGCGACGGUUGUCUUUUUUCCUCGACUAGGCGAGCACACCGUGCCACUGCGUGUUGGAAAAGUCGGCCCUGACUCUGGCUUACCAUUGGAUCCUCGUUAUCCGUACCCGGAGUACAACAGCUCGUCUUGGAGGGUCACAUGGAGAGGGCGUUAUCGACCUUGUAUUGGACCUGGGGGAGGGAUUCUUAAUUUCAGGGACGAGAGCACGGCCAUGACGGGCUACCAAUGGAACCAGUCAGAAUUCCCUGCCCCGAUAUUUGGUGGCUAUGAGCCAUGGAGUCUCGAUGCGAGUCUCUGUGUUGACCCCCAGUCCCGGUAUGGCGCAUAUGGCUACCAAGUCAGAGGCCCAGCAAAUGGCACAUCUCAAAUCCCAAGUUUCAUAAAUGAGGAUUGGGAUGGUGUCAAUUGGGCUGACUUGCAGCAGAUCUGUUUGGAGAACAACUACGAUCGGUAUAACAUGCUGAACCCCGCAGACAAGAGAGUUACACUCCACAAAGAUCCUCAACCAGAAGUGAAAAAUGAAGAGGGCGAAAUUGACGAACCUCCAAAUGCAAAUGUCAAUGGAGAAAGCCAUAUGAAUCAGAAACGCCAGAGAUAUACUAAAGAAGGUAUUCCAACUCGGGCCCAUCCCAGAUCAGUAGUCAUCCUACGCUCCUGGCUUGGAAAGGAGUACACGGAAAAUGAUAUCCUUAACAUCCGCGCCAUGAUCAUGGAGUUGUCCUUACUAUCAGGUGCAGAGUACGAAGUCAUACUAUUGAUCGACGCACACGACGAGAUAUUGCCUGAUUCUGCGGACAAGGCCAGUAUCGAAGAAUUGAAAAAAGAACUUCCAGAAGAACUUCGUGGUCUUGCGGUUUAUUUCAAUAUGGAGAUCUUGAAAAAUUGGUAUCCGUUGAUUGAGGCACAUCAGGCAAUGUUCCAAUAUUUUCAACCAGUGCAAAUCUUUUCACAACUCCACCCACAAUACGACUACAUUUGGCAAUUCGAGAUGGAUUCCCGGUACACCGGACACCAUUAUCACUUACUCGAGCAAGCAACCGCCUUCGCAAAGAAACAGCCUCGCCAAAAUCUCUGGGAACGAAACUCCUACUUUUAUAUCCCCUCUAUCCACGGAACAUGGGAUAACUUCACCAAAAUGGUAGACGCUAGCAUGAUCGACCGCAAGACAAUAUGGGGUCCAGUCCCGGUAGAAGGCCUAAACGUUUCAAGCGACUCACCCAUUCCACCACGCAAACCAUCCAAUAACGAAACCUCAACUUGGGGCAUUGGCGAAGAAGCAGAUGUAAUAACCUGGCUACCACAAUUCAACCCGCAAAACACAGACUGGCCGUACCGCGAAAUAAUCUACAAUUUCAUCCAAGGACCAUCCAUUCCCCGCCGCGCAUCUCCUGUGGCAAUGUCCCGACUGUCUGCGCGCGUGCUGAAGAUCAUGCACGAGAAUUUAGUUGAUGAGGGCCUGAGUCUGGUGUCGGAGAUGACGCCCGCGUCGAUGGCUCUGUAUCAUGGUUUGAAGGCUGUGCAGAUCCCGCAGCCUGUUUACCAUGCUCAUGAAUGGGAUCCUGUGGAGCUGGAUCGUCGUGCUAAUACCAAUCUGCCUGGGUAUAUUAGUGCUGGUCAGGAUAGUAUUUGGACUUGGGAUUUGGCUCAUGAUAUCUUGAAGAAUAUGACCUAUAUGUUUGACUCGGACUUUUCGGGCAGGCUUUAUCAGGCUUGGUUGGGGAAUGGUGAGGUUGAAGAGUGGAAGAGAGAGAAUCGAUCGAUGUGCUUGCCUCCGAUGUUGUUGCAUCCUGUUAAAGAUACCGUAAUGUAG